This is a messenger RNA of Sinocyclocheilus anshuiensis, 827 nucleotides long. Its product is annotated as transmembrane protein 154-like. The transcript has 7 exons. Lineage: Eukaryota; Metazoa; Chordata; Actinopteri; Cypriniformes; Cyprinidae. The record is from RefSeq and is a predicted model, not a curated record. The coding region runs from base 120 to 671 and encodes 183 amino acids.
GGUCUGAAAGAGGAAGCAGGAUGUCAUGAAGGCGUGUUAGCCACCAGUCACUAUGCAAUGAGUCUGUGUCUCUGUCUACCCAAAGAGUGGGCCAUCGCUUCCACCGAGGACUCUGGGAAAUGAAUCUUAUACUAUUCCUGCUUUUGGCAUUGACAGCAAGCUGGACUGGACUUGUUCAAUGUGAAGACAACGAAGAAACGGAGCAGGAGAUUGCCCUUGAAGACUCCCAUUUAACAGUAUUAUUAACUUACGAAGCAGUGGGUGAAGAAGAAAACUCAGAGAAUCAGGGGGAUGGUGCAGGCUCUGGAGAUGGGAGGAGCCAGGAUUUAGACUCCCAACCAAACAGUGAAUCAAACACUGACCAAACAGUUAAAAAUGAGGAAACAAAGCCGACUACUGAGGCAAAUACAGAUGCAGACACAGAGGAUCUCAACCCAGUCAUGAUCAUCAUACCUCUAGUUCUCACACUGGUCUUCAUCGCUGUGAUCGUGUGUGUAGCCAUGAUCUACCGCAGGUGGAGAAUAAAAGUUGCUGACACAAAAGAAGAUCCUUAUCUGGAUCAUGAAGACCAUGAAAAGGUGCCAAUGCCCAUGUUUGAGGAUGAUAUCCCAUCAGUGAUGGAGCUGGAAAUGGAAGACCUAGAAAAUUGGAUAGCAAAAGGUAACCACUAAAACGUUUAUUAGGAAUCUUCUGACUCUGAGUCACAGUUCAUAUCUGGGCCUCGGUGUGUCUCAGAUAUUGCACAUUUAUAUUGAGUAAUCCAAACCACAGGUGCUGGAAAGAAUUACAGUCUGGUCUAAAAUAUACAUCAUGAGCUCAAAAAAUAU